GACGCACUGCCUGAGCGGGUGCACAGGCGGCUUCCGGUGUGGGUGACGAGUGGUGGCCGAAGCAGGGGGACAUCAAGGGACGUUCAGGCAGGGACCAUGGCGGACGGCGGCUCGGAGCGGGCUGAUGGGCGCAUCGUCAAGAUGGAAGUGGACUACAGCGCCACAGUGGAUCAGCGACUGCCCGAGUGCGAGAAGCUGGCCAAGGAAGGAAGACUUCAAGAAGUCAUUGAAACCCUUCUCUCUUUGGAGAAACAGACCCGUACUGCUUCUGAUAUGGUGUCUACAUCCCGCAUCUUAGUUGCAGUAGUGAAAAUGUGCUAUGAGGCUAAAGAAUGGGAUUUACUUAAUGAAAAUAUUAUGCUUUUGUCAAAAAGACGGAGUCAGUUAAAACAAGCUGUUGCAAAAAUGGUUCAACAGUGUUGUACUUAUGUUGAGGAAAUCACGGACCUUCCAAUCAAACUUCGGUUAAUUGAUACUCUGCGAAUGGUAACAGAAGGAAAGAUUUAUGUUGAAAUUGAACGUGCUCGACUGACUAAGACAUUAGCAACUAUAAAAGAGCAAAAUGGUGACGUGAAAGAGGCAGCCUCCAUUUUACAAGAAUUACAGGUGGAAACCUAUGGGUCAAUGGAAAAGAAAGAGCGAGUGGAGUUUAUUUUGGAGCAAAUGAGGCUCUGCCUAGCUGUGAAGGAUUACAUUCGUACACAAAUCAUCAGCAAGAAAAUUAACACCAAAUUUUUCCAGGAAGAAAAUACAGAGAAAUUAAAGUUGAAAUAUUAUAACUUAAUGAUUCAGCUGGAUCAACAUGAGGGAUCCUAUUUGUCUAUUUGUAAGCACUACAGAGCAAUAUAUGAUACUCCCUGUAUACAGGCAGAAAGUGAAAAGUGGCAACAGGCUCUGAAAAGUGUUGUCCUCUAUGUGAUCUUGGCUCCUUUUGACAACGAACAGUCAGAUUUGGUUCACCGAAUAAGUGGUGACAAGAAGUUAGAAGAAAUUCCUAAAUACAAGGAUCUUUUAAAACUCUUUACUACAAUGGAGCUCAUGCGUUGGUCCACCCUUGUUGAAGACUAUGGGAUGGAGUUAAGGAAAGGGUCUCUUGAGAGUCCAGCGACUGAUGUUUUUGGUUCUACAGAGGAAGGCGAAAGGAGGUGGACAGACUUAAAGAACAGAGUCGUGGAACAUAAUAUUAGAAUAAUGGCGAAGUAUUACACCAGGAUAACAAUGAAGAGGAUGGCUCAGCUUCUCGAUCUGUCUGUUGAUGAGUCAGAAGCUUUUCUUUCAAAUCUAGUAGUUAACAAGACCAUCUUUGCUAAAGUAGACAGGUUGGCAGGAAUUAUCAACUUCCAGAGACCCAAGGAUCCAAAUAAUUUAUUAAAUGACUGGUCUCAGAAACUGAACUCACUGAUGUCUCUAGUUAACAAAACUACACACCUCAUAGCCAAAGAGGAGAUGAUACAUAACCUACAAUAAGGGUCUCAGUGCCCUUAAUGCUUUUAGGAAAGAGUUAAAAUUGGAAGUCAUAAAAGACUGUUAUGGUGUAUAUGUUGGGUUUGUUGUGUUUUUUUUUUUUUCUAUUCCCAGCUCCUUUGUCUAAAAUUUAAGAUAGUGAAUAUGUUUAAGGCCCCUUUCAACCCUUCAGUUCCCUGAUUUUAUCGUUAACUUUGCAUUUGCAAUUGGUGCAAAAAAAAUUUCUAUUUCUGUUGUCUAUGAACUCAAACAAUUGUGUCAUAACUUACCCAAAUGUGUUUUUCUAUCAUUUGAAAACUUUUUAGCUAUUAUUUGUUCUCAUUCAGCUAACAACCAUAAUUAUCAUAAUAAAAGCAGUAUAUGCACAUUGACUUUCUAUAGUUACCUGUGUUUCUGAACAUUUUGUGGGAUAGUGAUUUAACUAUUUUUUAAAUAAAAGAAAUUCUGUUGUAAAGCUAUCAAUUAUGUAGUAGAAUUUUAAAAAUGACAUAGGACAUAGAAUAUUUGGGAUAGAGUUGUGAUUUGUGAAGAAUUUGUAUUUUAGUAUUGUGGCAGAAAGCCUCUAGACUGAGUAUGUAUAGAGUUAGAGUGAUCUGGUAGGCUGAAGACUUAAUAUAGACAUAAUUGUUUUUUCCCUCUGAGUCAAACUGGUUUCAAUCACAGUAGCUUGAUUAUUUUCAUUCCCUUUCUCUGACUUGACCAGUUGUUAAACAAAAUGAAAUGACAUUGUGUUGAUUUAACACACAAUUUAACACACACAGUCAUUUUUAAAAGAUUUCUUUGUGACUUUCACUUAUAGAUCUAAUUAUAUCAAUGUUCCAAAUUCAUUCCCUCUUUAUAGGAACUUUAGUUCCAUUAUAUGGACACUGGAUUACAACCUAAAAUGCUUUAAAAAAAAUGACAACAAAAAGACUCAGUCACCCUCUUAGCAAAUGGCAUAGUAUUGGUUUUUUUUUUAUAACAAGUUUUACUAUCAAACAUCUGAGAUCAAUUAAUAGCAAAUUUUUGAAGUUUUUAAAAAUGUGAUUUAUUUCAAGGAAAACUGAAGGUUAUUUAAAAUGAUGUUUAAACAAUGAAAGUAUGAGGUCUACUUUUUUAAAAAAUCCAAAUGAAGGGAUGGGAGAAAAAAGACAUUCUGGAAAUAGCAUUUUUCAUAAUUCAUUUUCAUUUAGUGGUCACUAAAUUGUCCUAGUCUGUGAUCCCAUGGCUGAGGACACUUGUGGGACCUCUGCUAUUUAUGUUGAGUCAUUGUGAGUAAUAACCUAGUAUUAAAUCUAAUUCUAUUAUUUGGAAAUUUAAUGUAUUGGUCACAUUAAUAACAUAAACAUCUGCUACCACUUAUCUUUAAAAAUCUAACCAAAAAUAUGGCAAGAAACAUCAGAAGUUCACACCAGCAAUAGGAAUAUGGUUUAAAUUUUCUUCUGAGUGAAAAGGAUAGAAAAUGAAAUCAUCUUGUAUUGUUAAUUUGUAAAUCAAGUUGGAGCUAAUUUGAAUCUAGCUUCUCAUUAACUUGCUAACUCAUUAUCCCUGUACUUGCCAAACCUGGCUAUUUGGCCAAAUACUUGAUUGUUGUAAAGAUCUCAAAUGAUCCUCUUCUUUGGUCUUUAUUUAACAUGCUUGCCCUCAAACUAAGCUCUUUGUUCUGAGUUGGUGCCAUUUGUAACUGAAUCCCAUUUGAUUUAACUGCCUAUCCAGUUGGUUUUUUUCUCCUCCGAGCAAACUUAAAUUUCGUAGUGUUACAAAGAAGAAUCCGUUAACACAGGGCAAUAAAAUAUUUGAGAUGUUCGAAAGCCAAAUCCUGGCUUCCAUUUCAGACCUAAAGCUGACUAUUCAUGAAAAGGAUAGAACCACUUUGCUUUAAAUAUGGGAAAGAUAAUACUUGACUCAUUUUCACUUUCAUUAGGUUACUAACUAGCAGAGAGAUGAUAAGCCACUGUUUUUUGUUUUCAUUUUUUAAAUGAAACGUUUUUUACCCUUUUAUUUUUAUAUAAUUUAUGUUUUUAUUUUAGAGUUCAAUAGCUGUUUCUGUAAUUAACCCUAAUUUCCAUAUGCUUACUGAAUCAUUGAAAAACUAAUCUUUAAAAUUCUAACUGUUCCAUUAUCUUAUAAGUGUUACAUGUAUGAUACAAGUACAUAUUUUUCAUUGUUUCCAGCUCCUGGAUAUAGCUGCAAUAAAAGCUCUAAUUUGUGGGUGUGUAAAAACCUGGAGAAUAAACUCAUACUUUUAAAGAUCA
Messenger RNA from Nyctereutes procyonoides (raccoon dog), 3698 nucleotides. RefSeq names its product proteasome 26S subunit, non-ATPase 12 (gene PSMD12). The record is from RefSeq and is a predicted model, not a curated record. The coding region runs from base 97 to 1467 and encodes 456 amino acids. The transcript has 11 exons. Gene Ontology annotation, cellular component: nuclear proteasome complex; cytoplasm; proteasome regulatory particle, lid subcomplex. Lineage: Eukaryota; Metazoa; Chordata; Mammalia; Carnivora; Canidae.